Messenger RNA from Halichondria panicea, 1444 nucleotides. Its product is annotated as TNF receptor-associated factor 4-like. Gene Ontology annotation, molecular function: zinc ion binding; protein binding. NCBI's taxonomy places the organism in Eukaryota, Metazoa, Porifera, Demospongiae, Suberitida, Halichondriidae. Bases 19 to 1329 code for a protein of 436 amino acids. Gene Ontology annotation, biological process: signal transduction; regulation of apoptotic process. The transcript has 2 exons. The record is from RefSeq and is a predicted model, not a curated record.
UGCAGUUUGGAACUAAACAUGUUUGGCCAGUUUUCCAGCCUAUCACUGAAUGAGGGAGGUUAUGACUACAAGUUCAUAGAAGAACCUGCAGACUCUCUCAAGUGUCUCAUCUGUCUGCUAGUAGUUAGGGAGCCACAACAACAUGGCGGCUGUGGGAAGCUAUUCUGUAAGAGCUGUAUUAACAAGCACAAGACCUUCAGAAAUGACUGUCCACACUGUAGAAGACCACUCUUACAAUUGGGGCAAUCUACCAUUUUCCAUGACCUUAAAAGUGAGCAAGAGGUGAAGUCACUCUUGGUUCGAUGUCCAAAAGCCUGUGACUGGAAGGGAGAGCUUCGAUCACUAGAAGACCACAUACAGAAAGUCUGUGAGAACACUUCAGUUCUUUGCCCAAAUGGUUGUAACAAUGGCAAAAGAAUGAGACGAAAGAAUGUUCAUUUUCACAUGCUUUAUAAAUGCCCAAAUCGACCCCAUUCAUGUACAAAAUGUCAGAAUGUGAUGGAAUUGAGGAAUGCCAUAAGCCAUGAACUAAACGAGUGCCCCAAGAGACAGUACACAUGCCCACACUGCAAUGAAGCUGGUGUGUAUGAUGAGAGAACUACUACACAUCUAGAAGUCUGUCCUAACGUAAAGGUCAAGUGUUCAAAAUGCUCACAACAAUUCCUUCGUUCUAAUGAAUCACGUCAUCCAUUGGUCUGCCCAAAUGAACCAGUACGUUGCAAGUACUACAACAUUGGUUGUGGGGAGAAGCCUCUAAGAAAAGAUAUAAGGGCACACGAGGAAAACGCUCAGCUUCACCUUUCACUAGCAACUGAAGAGGUCUUGAAGUUAAAGAACGAGAAAAAAACACUAACAUUCAAAAUGAAAACAUUUGAAGCCAAUAAAUAUGAUAGUAACGCUAUUACUAGCCCCUCUUUCCACACCUCAGGAGAAGGUUACAAGAUGUGUAUCAAAGUGUAUUCUAAUGGUAUUGGUGCUGGCGAGGGCACUCAUGUUUCAGUUUAUGCUUGUUUAAUGAAGGGAGACAAUGAUGACUCCCUGUCCUGGCCAUUCACUGGGACAAUCACAAUCGAGAUACUCAAUCAACUAGAAGACAAGAACCAUCUCAAGGAGACACUCGUAUUCACAGCAGAAAAUUUGGCCAGUCAGAAAGUGGUGGAUGAUGAGAGAGGGCAAGGAUGGGGCUACUAUCAGUUCAUCUCUCACGCUGACCUCGCUCAAAAGCCUCUUACAAACUGUCAGUACCUCAAAGACGACACUCUAAUAUUUCGAGUAUCUGCAGAAGCUCCUGACUACAAGCCAUGGCUGGAGUGUACUCACUGUGUGUAGUGAAGUUAUCAGGACAGUUAAAGUUUUGACUGUGUGUCAUAUUGCUAGUAUAGUAGUUGAACCUACGUAUAGUAUACAUGCAUUAUGGGCUACAAUACCGUUUAUACCACACUUA